Brassica oleracea var. oleracea is the source of this 1789-nucleotide messenger RNA. Its product is annotated as homeotic protein female sterile-like. The transcript has 4 exons. The record is from RefSeq and is a predicted model, not a curated record. Bases 280 to 1710 code for a protein of 476 amino acids. Gene Ontology annotation, molecular function: metal ion binding. Lineage: Eukaryota; Viridiplantae; Streptophyta; Magnoliopsida; Brassicales; Brassicaceae.
AAUGUGAAUCUCUUAAAAAAAUUAACUUAAGGCAAAAGGUAAAGAAAGAUACGCAAGAGAGUUGUGUGUUCAUGUUAUGUAUAUGCUUUAACAACAACGAGCGAUGAUGGUAAAUGCGUCUGAAGAAAAGUAUCUGAACUUCUUUUUUUUUUUGAAGCAAGAAGUUGCAAGUACAAGGAGUAAUCCUCUCAGAUUUGGAAAUAAAGAUAAAAAGAGAGAAAAGAUUUGAGUUUCAUCACUAAACCAAUAUUUUUCUUAUCAUCCUUUUGAGAGAAAAAAAUGAGCAAAGAAGAGUUCAUGAACAUCCAGACUUGUGUUCUUAAAGUGAAUAUACACUGCGAAGGUUGUAAGCAAAAAGUCAAGAAAAUCUUGCAUAAAAUCGAAGGUGUUUUCACGACCAAGAUUGAUGCAGACCAAGGGAAAGUGACUGUCUCUGUCUCUGGGAGCGUAGAUCCUUCAGUUCUCAUCGAGAAGCUCGCCAAAUCUGGUAAACAUGCUGAAGUCUGGGGAGCUCCAAAGGGCAACAACAAUCCAAAUCAGUCCCAUGACUCUCACUUGGUGAAUCAGUUAAAGGGAAGGCAGAUUGACAACAAAAAAGGCAGCGGUGGUAAGAACAAUAACAACGAUAAAUGCCCGAAGAAUGUUGGAAGUGGAGGUGGAGGUAGCAAUCCACACCAGAUACAGAAGAUGAAAGGGUUUCAAGAUAUGAAGCUUCCUCAGCAGUUAAAGGAUUUGAAUGGCUCUGUUCCUGAGAACAAGAACCAAAAGCAGCCAGGAGCGAAGUUCAAUGUUCCUGAGGAGGAGGAGGAUGAUUAUUUUAGUGAUGACGAUGACGAGUUUACUGAUACUGGUGACGAGGACUCUGAUGACGAUGAGUUUGAUGAUCUCCCUUCUCCGUCUAAUAAGAUGAUGAUGCCUAAUAAUCAACAGAUGAUGAUGAACGCCAAUCUUGGCGGUGGUUCCACCAAAAACGGCGGUAAGGGAGUUUACGGCGGUGGCAAAGGUGAACCGAACGGCGGUGGCGGUGGAAAAGGUGAUUCUGGAGGCGCUGGGAAUCAAAACCAAGGCGGAGGCAAGAACGGAGGCCAAAACGCCAAUGGUGGACGACAUCCACAAGAUGGUAAAAAUGGCGGUGGUCCAAACGCUGGAAAGAAGGUUAACGGCGGAGGUGGUGGACUUCCGGCCGGUUUUCUUCCCAUGGGAGGCGGAGUACCACCAAACAUGAGCAUGCCAAUUGGUGGUCUAAUGGGUAUGGGUAUGGGUGAUCCCAUGGGAAAUAUUCCGGCCGCUUUAUGUCCCAUGGGAGGUGCAGGACCAUCAAACAUGACUAUGCCAAUAGGUGGUCUAAUGGGUAUGGGUGGUCUGAUGGGGAAUAUUCCGGCUGUUCAUGGAUUACCGGCCACCGGUGCAAGCGGUAUACCGCCAGGUUAUUUCCAAAGGGCCGGGCCAGAUCCAAUUCAAAUGCAACAUCAACAACAACAACAACAGUAUUUGGCAGCGGUUAUGAACCAGCAACGUGCUAUGGAAAACGAACGGUUCCAACCAAUGAUGUACGCAAGGCCACCACUGGCAGUUAACUAUAUGCCACCGCACAUACACCUACACCAAUAUCCGAAUCCUUAUGAUCCAUACCCGUAUCCACCUCAUGGGAAUGAUCAAUACUCUCAUGUCUCUAACGAGGAGAACACAUCAAGCUGCGAUAUUAUGUGAUGGUUUCACUAUUUUUAUAGAAUUAUAGUGUAAAAUUUGGACGUAUGUUAAAUUAUGUUGAAGUUGUUAUUCUCCUUCA